Molecule: messenger RNA, 2540 nt
Organism: Phoenix dactylifera (date palm)
Lineage: Eukaryota; Viridiplantae; Streptophyta; Magnoliopsida; Arecales; Arecaceae
Product: protein ACTIVITY OF BC1 COMPLEX KINASE 7, chloroplastic-like
Biological process (GO): regulation of response to reactive oxygen species
Source: RefSeq, a predicted model, not a curated record
CCGUUGAUUAGGCCCUCCCCGUCUGUGUCUUCGGGUCUCCUGUGCCUUCCUUUUUCCCUCCCACUCUUCCAUCGAUCUUGUUCUGUGCUCUGGUUCGUUUUCCUUUUACCGCGAGCGGGGAGAGACCAAGGAAGAGAGAGCUCUCAGGGGUGCCUAGGGCCUCCGACCUCAGGUCCUGAUCUCUGAUGGCGGCAAUACUGGCUUCAGAUAGCUGCUUCCAUCGUUGCUUUAAGCAUGUAGAUCAAGGACGACUAAUAAAUGACCGUUUUAGUUUCACUGGGUCCAUCUCCAGCCCGAAAUUCUCAAGGUUGGAAGCAUCGGCAAACAGUUGCACAUCAACAAAAACUCUUCCUAGGUUUCUAGUGGAAGCAUGUCGGAUGGGAGCUGGUAGGUAUGGCGCUGGACGGGAUACCAAGAUGGUCUCAACGAAGGAAUUGAUGAGAAGCAAGGGUGCUUCUCGUCAAAAGCUAGGGUCAGUGAAUGGGUCAAAGGUAGCUGCUGAUGGAGCGAAGCUGGUUAAAAGGGACCGGACAUCAUCUGCUCUUGCUAAAACUCAGAAAAGGACUUUUCAGGAGAUUCCUUUCACGGAUGAGUUAAAAGUUCUGCCUUCAGAGGAGGGUUUCAGCUGGGCCGAGGACAACUACAGUGCCUGGCGAAGGACUAUAGACAUUUGGAUAUUUUUGCUCACUUUACGCCUGCGGGUUCUCUUUGACAAUGCGAAAUGGGCAUACCUCGGUGGAUUUACGGAGGAGGAGCAGAAAAUCAGAAGGCAGAAAACUGCUUCAUGGUUGAGAGAACAAAUUUUACAACUUGGGCCAACUUUCGUCAAAUUGGGGCAGUUUUCUUCAACAAGAUCUGAUUUAUUCCCCAGAGAGUUUGUAGAUGAGCUUGCAAAAUUGCAGGAUCGUGUACCUGCAUUCUCACCUGAAAAAGCAAGAGCUUUAAUACUAAGCGAGUUGGGUUCUCCAGUCGAUCUAUUAUUCAAGGAGUUUGAAGAUCGACCCAUAGCUGCAGCUAGUCUUGGCCAGGUGCAUCGAGCGAUCCUGCAUAAUGGAGAGAAAGUUGCUGUUAAAGUUCAGAGGCCAGGUCUCAAAAACCUUUUCGAUAUUGAUUUAAGAAAUUUGAAAUUAGUAGCUGAGUAUUUUCAGAGAAGUGAGACGUUUGGAGGUCCUACAAGGGAUUGGAUAGGUAUAUAUGAUGAGUGCUCCAAGAGUUUGUAUCAAGAAAUUGAUUAUAUCAAUGAAGGAAAGAAUGCUGAUAGAUUUCGUCGAGAAUUUAGAAACAUAAAGUGGGUUCGUGUACCUCUCAUCCAUUGGGAUUAUACAUCUACCAGAGUCUUGACCUUGGAAUAUGUUCCAGGCAUAAAGAUAAACAAUCUCGAUCAGAUUGAUGCAAGGGGCUUUAGUCAUUUGCUGAUUGCUCAACGUGCAACAGAAUCAUACUUGAUUCAGAUACUGAAGAUUGGCUACUUUCAUGCUGAUCCCCAUCCAGGCAAUAUUGCUAUUGACAUGGAUGGGUCACUCAUCUACUAUGACUUCGGAAUGAUGGGAGAAAUAAAAUCUUUCACUCGGGAGAGAUUACUUGAAUUGUUCUAUGCAGUCUAUGAAAAGGAUGCAAACAAGGUAAUAAGAUGUCUCAUUGAUCUCGAAACACUAGAACCAACAGGAGACUUGUCACCGGUGAGGAGGUCUAUACAAUUUUUCUUGGAUAAAAUUUUGAUUCAGACACCCGAUCAGCAACAGACUUUGGCCACAAUUGGUGAGGAAUUGUUUGCAAUAGCAACAGAUGGGACACUCUGUUUUCCAUCCUCCAUUACCUUUGUCAUGAAGGCAUUUUCAACUCUUGAAGGUAUUGGUUAUUCAUUAGAUCCAGAAUAUUCUUUUGCGAAGAUUGCCGCACCAGUUGCACAGGAAUUACUAGACGUAAGACAGAAGCAAUGCAGUGGAGCAGAACUUGUUGAGGAGAUACAAAAACAAGCUAAUGAUGCUAGAUAUUGCACUAUUUCGAUGCCAUUCAGGGUUCAGAGAAUAGAAGAGUUCGUUAAACAACUUGAGUCAGGGGAUUUGAAACUCCGUGUCAGAGUACUUGAGUCGGAAAGAGCUGCAAGGAAAGCCUCAACACUGCAGAUGGCUACUAUGUAUACUGCUAUGAGCGGAAUCUUUUUGGAUGUUGGGGUGACAUUAAGCAGCCAAGGAAAUCAAGCUCUUGCAAAUGGAUCAUUUAUUGGUGCUGGUAUUUUCUUAACGUUAGCGAUCAUAUCCAUGAAAAGAGUGAAACAACUAGACAAACUUGAGAAGAUGAUUUGACAACCAUUUUGAAUGUGGUAUAAUUUCUAUUUGGAGUCCAUUCUUGCUAGCUGAAACUGCAUCCCAAUCCCAUCCUGAGUAUUGUAUAUGAGUAUAGAUGUGGAAGGAUUUGUCCAUUCAUAUGGUCUGAAAGAAACGUAAGACUAUUGUUAUAUAUAUAUAUAUAUAUAUAUAUUAAUGCAAUGUGCUGGAUUUUUCCCGUGAAGUUGGGCUUCAAAUAUAUCCUAUUCCUCA